Physella acuta is the source of this 4925-nucleotide messenger RNA. RefSeq lists its product as uncharacterized. Gene Ontology annotation, biological process: signal transduction. Gene Ontology annotation, molecular function: GTPase activator activity. Lineage: Eukaryota; Metazoa; Mollusca; Gastropoda; Physidae. The record is from RefSeq and is a predicted model, not a curated record.
GUAUUUUUUCCCCCUUUCCUGGCUAACGGCAUACCCUGAAAUUAUUGAAUCGAUUGCAUUUAUACAUCCUGCAAAAUGUAGUGUUGUUGGUUUAUGCACGUUUUGGAUUACAUGCUGUAGGAUGUGUCAGGGUAAGGAGACAUGGGUGUACUAAAGCUAGCACUCACAGUUAGUAUAAAACAAUGGCAGCUGGGAGUAACAGAAGGUUAAUUUAGGCUAAUAAAAUCUCAAAUGGGUUAUCCCUGAAAGGCAUUUAAUUGCUUUCCAUUUGAGCUCUUGAUUGGCCAUGUUUCGCAAUGUAUUCAGAGGGUGUGUAUCUGACCGCAGCUCACAGGCAGAAGUUCUGAGAUCCCAAAAGCUUAAAUUUGGAGCUUCCUUGUCUUCUGCUUUGAAGCAUGGCUACUUGCCAGGUCCACUUGUGGACAUUUUGGUCCAUAUUGCUAAAGAGGGUGUCACCACUGCAGAUGUUUUUCGUCGCCCAGGGAAUCCGAACGAUACAAGAAGAAUUGUUAAGCGUUUAACAGAGGGCAAACAAGUGAUCUAUGCCAACUACAGUUUUUAUACUCUCGCCUCUGUUGUAAAGAAAUUUCUCCUCAAGAUUCCGGGUGGAAUUUUUACUCCAGAAGGUGAAGAGGAGCUGUUGCGUGCUUUGACGCUGACUCAAAAAAUGGAUCAGAUAGAGGCAGUGCAUAAUUUUAUAGAAACACUUUCUCCUGCCCAUCAGCAGCUUGUGGCCUUGUUGUUUGGUACUUGGUUUCGAAUAGUUACCUUUCAAGAGAAGAACUGUAUGUCUGUGGAGGCCUUGUCACGAAGUGUAGCUGGUAGCAUGUUUCAUACAUGUGCUGAAGACCCUGCUAAAGUAGAGAAAGCAAGUCGAAUCAUGCAAUUUCUGAUUGACAACUAUGGAGUGGAGAGAAUGUUUGGCCAGGAUAAUUUAAGAUUUUUUGCUGAAACAACACACACAGGGAUUCAUAUACGUGAGCUAUACCGCUACAGCUAUCGCCAGGAUGCACAAGUCAUUCCACGCAAGCAGGCAGAAUGUGUAUUUGUUGCAUUCAUUGAAAAAGAAGCCUCCAAGUAUGGGUUUGACAUUAUCAAAGAUGCUGUAAUACCAGAUUUUAUUGAGGUGACUAGGAUGGAUAAGGAUGAGGAUGAUGAGGAUUGUGGACUGGGGCGUGACCGAGAGUUCAGUGAGAGCCCGCAGCCGUCCCCUACUGCCUUGAGACACUUGGACCUGUCAACAGAUGACGCAGAAGAUUCCCAGAUGAUGAUCAACGUUUCAACUCUCUCAGCGCCAGAAGUUUCUUUAGUUCCUUCACCUGAGGUUACAAAGCGACCCAAAUCUUUAGAAGAUAACUUGAAUGAAUUUAGAUCUCACUACCAAAGUCGGUGUCUAAGCAGAUUUAAUUCAGUGAAGCGUAAACAACUGGAAAGGUUGCGUCAGAGAUCGGACUGGUUUCUGAGCCCCACAGUGAGAGAGAGAAACAAUAGUCGAAAGGGCAAAGGUGAAGGUAGUCUAAGUCUGUUUGCCAGUAGUGCCAGCAACAGCAGCAACCAGCACCGAGGCAACGGGAACAACAACGGGAAGGGUAACAAGAACAAUCAAUCCAAUGGCAGCAGUAAAGUUCUGCAACAAAAAAACUCAGGGAACUCUGUCGUAACUAAAGCAUCCUCGGAGGGGGCUGUUCUGGAGGCUUUCUCUGAUGGGGACAGUGUGUUUACUGACAACACAAGUCGCAGUGAAUCCCCUGCCUCAGAGCCUGUGUGGUCUCACAUUCUUAAAGUUCAUUCUCGAGACAUCAUCCACAGUGAUACUAUAGCCGAACUAGGCCCACCUGAGCUGAGCUUGUACGAGGGUAGCUCCUGCGCUGAUCUUAGCUUAGAUUCCCAUGACAAUAUAAGCGCUCAUCCACUAGGCUUGUCCCCUUCUUCUAUCCGAAGCCUUUUGGAGGAGAGAGUGAGAGAGAAAGGGUAUGAGGAAGAUGACGAUGAUGACGACAACACCACCCCCACGGGGAUCCAAGAAGAGGAAGACACCACCCUGAUGGCAUCAUCCAUCCCAGAUCUCCAGCAGCAGGAAGGGGAGGAGGAGACAUAUGGGCAGCAGCAGCACGGAGGUGACCAGAACCAAGCAGCACACCCAGAGGGCAGUGAAGACAGCACUCAAGUAGUCCAAUGUUUUUUAGUGGAAAAUACCUAUGGGGGAGAUUCCUAGCAGCAACCCUUUUUGUAUUGCCUGGGCUUGGAGUACUUGCUUUCACUUGUAAUGUGCUUUUAGUUGGGUUUUCUUUUUCUUCUUCUUGACUAUUUAAUUCUUUUCAUGUGUGAUAUUUGUGUUGUAUAAAUUGAAAUCUCAAUUCUACUUUUUAAAUACUUAAGGUGUUUACUGUCAGCUUUAAAAAAAAAUAGUUUUUGUUAUUUAUUAUACAAAUGGUGAAACAAAUCUAAACUAAGUAUAAAAUAUGGACUAAAAAUGGCUUUGUGUAGAUAUUUAUGUUAAAAAAAAAUUAUAGGUUUAUAGCAGUUGUUGCUGUUAAGAAAUCUUGUUUUACAGAUCUGUUGCUGGAAAUUUAAGAAUAUGUCUUUAAGAUGUUGAAUGAUCUCUUUUUUUUUUCCAUUAUAAAGUUAGCCAAAGAGAAGAAAAAACCAAAGAAAUGAAACACUAGUCUGGAAGUUUUCUAGUCCUGAUUAGGUCAUCAUUUCUCUUUUGUGCUGCCAUAACAUUUGUGAUUUAUUUUUUUAAAUUGUGAUAUAUAAUGGCUAAGAAAUUAGUGAUGAAUAUAAUUUAGUGGCUAGAUGCACACUUUCAUUUUUAAACUUAAUUGUAACUAUAGAAAAAAAAAACAUUAAGUUGAUUUGUAUUAUUUUUCUGAAACAGAUUUGCAAAAGUAUCAUAGUAUAAAAUUUGUCUGAUUAAUCUUGUGUGAACAUUUAAAGCUAGUGUUGUUCUAGGUUUGUUUUGUGUUUUUCUUAAGUUUCUAAAUAUGCAAUUGUAACUUUUUUCAUGUUUUAAAUGUUUUGCAAAUACCAAUCUACCAAGCCCUGCAAAUAUUCAAAUCCAUGUAAUUGGUUUUCUGUUUUUUUCAAUGAUUUGGAUCCCAAGCACAUUUGUUUUGAGGUGACCAGAACAUUGUGGUUGGCAUGCAAGUUAAGUAUGUCUGUGUGUUUAUAUAUAAAUAUGCAUAUAAAUAUUUAUACAUAUUCAUAUAUAUGAAUAUGUAUAUAAAUUUAUAUAUAUAUAUAUGAAUGAAUGUGCUAUUUAGCAGGAUCCAAAAACAAAUCCGUUUUUUAAAUCUAUAGAUUCUUUUAUAAAUUGAAGCCAACAUUUUGCUUUAAUGUAAUCCUUUUUAUACACUUUGCAGUUAGUUGUAAAUUACUUGCAACAAGUAUACUUUGGGUGUCAGUUAUUUUUGUAUAUUGAAAGAAAGGUUUUCUAUUUGCUUGCUUUAUUUUAUUGUUGUAAAAAAUGUCUAUAUAAUUCUGUACCAAAAUUGGAAUGCACAGGGUCUUGCUCCACCAAAUCUACAUAUGUUGUUUUGAAUCUCAUUUCUUUUAUCUUACUGUUGAGCGAUGGUCAACUGAUAAAGGCUAAUACACAAAAUCAGCUUCUUUAUUUCAUGUUUGCUAUUUAUUUUUAUAUUUGAUGACUGUUAAAGCAUUUAUUUUUUACAAGUAAAAUGGGCUAAACUAUUGAGAUUCUCAACUAAAUGUGAUUAAAGUGUAAGGAUAUUUGGUGUGAUGCACUGUUUUUAAGAAUUGCUGAAGAGAAUUUUGACAUACCUGCCAGUGUGUGACAGGUAUAAACAUGGUACUCGUGCCUUUUAUUGUGUUCUUCAACACAACUCACAUUUUAUCACAUUUCUCUCAGCCUGACACAGCCCUCCAUUUCUGUUGACUAGAUGUACUUGACUAGUAAACCACCCUAGCCCACCUAUUCUACUAGAAGUUUAUUUAUAAGUAACCAUUUCAAUCAAACUGGUAUAUUUAGCCACUCAUUUCUGUGAUUUAAAUGUAGUAGAACAAAUUGGUCUGGAAAGUUUAUGUUAGUGCCAUAUUAACAAGCUGUAUCUCAUAUAAUUGUAAAUUUGGCCAAAUGGGAGAUAUUUACUGAGCAUCUAGACCUAGGCUACUCUCUGUGGUCAAAUGCACUUAAUCAAGUUGAUGACUAGAUUAGUUGAGUUCCUGCUGAUAAUUAAGAUCUACAGCUAGUAUUUUUUUAUGCCACUUGUAACAAGAAAUUCCACUUUGUCCUAGUAUAAUGCAAAAUAUUUUUGAUAAACUGUUUCACCAUUUCAAAUUUUUUUUUUUUGGCACAUGUAAAACCUGUUUAAACUAUUUUCUCUCCCAGAAAAAUCUUAAUUGUUUGAAAUGUUUUUUUUUUACCUAAAGCCAUAUGGAUAAUUUUUAUAGCACUUCUACAAAACAUUGAAAAAGUUUUCUUUCAUCACUGUUGAUAUGUGAAAUUUGGUUUUAGAAUGAAUGUUUAAUGUCAAUUACACAUGUUAGUUCUGUGGCAAGUUUGGUUACAUUUGUCUUAGUAAGUCAAAGGAUAUUUAGAUACCUUAAUCUUUAUUUUUUAAAAACCUUCUGGAUCAGAAACUUAAAAUCAGAGAAAAGAUAUACUUUGUAUCUAGAUAAAGAGUAAAACAAUGUUGUGCCUUAGCUAAUGUGUUGAUAGUGAAAUAGGUUUCAUAUUGCCAUAAUUAUUCACAGAAAUCAGAUAACUGUUGUUCAGAGGUUUGAUACAUAUAAGCUUUUCAACUAAAUUUGUAUCUUUGUAACCAUUUACAAUCUUUAAACAAUGAUUGAAAAUUAGUAGACUGUAAUGUCUAUUUUAAUUAAUUAAGGUAAUUUGAUAUGGCAAUAGUGAUAGAAUAUAAAUGCUUAGUACAAAAUCAAACAAAGGUGACUUGUAUAGUGAGAUG